Messenger RNA from Wyeomyia smithii (pitcher-plant mosquito), 4644 nucleotides. It is a transcript of the gene c12.2, whose product is annotated as von Willebrand factor A domain-containing protein 8. Gene Ontology annotation, cellular component: cytoplasm. Bases 317 to 4489 code for a protein of 1390 amino acids. The transcript is spliced from 6 exons. The record is from RefSeq and is a predicted model, not a curated record. Lineage: Eukaryota; Metazoa; Arthropoda; Insecta; Diptera; Culicidae. Gene Ontology annotation, molecular function: ATP binding; ATP hydrolysis activity.
AAAUGUCAAAAUCAGUUGUCUGCAUUCAGUCCUCAUUCCAGUUGGAUUUGUAUAACUGCGAUUAAAGGAUUGAACAGCCCUCUGCACAAGACGUGCAACGCCACGAACCUUUAAACGAGUUUGAUACACUUUUGAAUAAAAAUAGUGUUUCCACAGUGUGACUUUUUAAAUAUCGGGUGACUUGAGCGUAGGUCUGACGCGAACAAAUCUGAUGAACUUUGUACCUAUACGCAUGCAGAAGACUGUCAAGCAACGGUGAUAGCUGUGAUUAGCUAACGUCUCCAGCAAGAAGCUUUGUCAUUGUACAUAGUUCAACAUGCUUCCUCGGAACGUCCAAACCGUACGGAGACUGAACGUGCUGAAACGAAUACUAACGAAUGGUGGUAAUGGCAACACCAUAGCAGCACCGUUUUGGUACCGACACAGUUCCACGGGAGCCACCAUUCGGAUAGACGAUGUGGAAAAGCAGAUAGAACCUCCUAAACAACCGGAACUAGUCCCAAAUGGUUAUGUCAAAGUGGCGGAAGACGGCGAAGCUCAGCUAUCACAAACUCGCUUGCACCAUCUACGCUGGAUGCUACAGAAGGACAAUCUUGGCCAAGAUAUGAUUCUCUUGGGAAGGCCAGGCAGCUUGCGAAGAAAUUUGAUUAUGCAGUACUCGGAACUGACGCAGCGCGAAGUAGAGUACAUUUUGCUGAAUCGUGACACGACAGAGAGCGAUCUGAAGCAGCGCAGGGAGAUAGCGGAUGGCACGGCCAGCUACUACAAUCAGAGCGCGGUAAGGGCGGCCACGGAAGGUCGCAUUUUGGUUAUCGAAGGUGUAGAGAAAACGGAACGAAAUGUGCUGCCGAUUUUGAACAACCUGCUCGAGAAUCGUGAGAUGCACUUGGAAGAUGGUCGGUUCCUGAUAUCGGCAAAGAAUUAUGACAGUCUACUGGAGCGCUUCAACGCAGAUCAGUUGGAUAAGUGGGGGCUGGUUCGAGUUUCGGAAGAUUUCAGAGUUAUCGCUCUUGGGCUUCCAGUUCCAAAAUAUCGAGGUUCACCACUGGAUCCACCUUUACGAUCCAGGUUUCAAGCAAGAGAUGUCAGUGAUUUGCCCUAUGCGGACAUUCUCAGCGAAGUUAAGACGCUAGCGGGACAAAAGAGCCCAGAAGUUUUAACAAAGCUUACCUCAUUCGGCUUCAGUGUGUUGUCAUCGGCAUCAACGCUGCCUGAUUUCCCAAUUGACAAUCUUCGCUACGCCGGAAUGUUAAUUAAUAACAACCCGCUACUGUCGGAAUAUAGUCUACUUAGUCGGCUCUAUCCGUACCCUGUUUUUCUCGAAAAAGAAGGUGUUGGUCUUGCAAAAUCUUUGAUGGAGUCACUGAAGAUUGUACCUGAUCAAGUGGCAUUAACUGAAAUAGUUGGUGUAGAAAAAAACGGCGACGAAACGCUCUCCGUAAACUUGAAAGUAAAUAGUAAACCCGUCAGAUUUAAAAUGCAAAAAGGGAAAUCAGACAUAGAAAAUCUGUCGACCGCCUACAAAAACACAAACUACCAGCAAAACCUGCUCGCAGAGUUAAUACAGUCCAUCGCCGUUGGCGACAUUUGUUUGAUUGGUCCCAAAGGUUGCGGGAAAUCUAUUCUAGUGAGCGAACUCUGCCAUCUGCUAGACCAGCAAGCUGAAACCAUGGUUCUGUACCAGGACAUGACGGCACGAGAUUUGAUCCAAAAGCGUACAACCAAACUGAACGGAGACACCGUGUGGCAAGAUUCGCCCCUGCUGCUAGCCGCUUUAAGCGGUCACGUGAUAACCUUGGAUGGAAUACACCGAUUGCACCACAGUACACUAGCUAUUCUGCACCGACUUGUUCACGACCGAGAAAUGCAGCUGUACGACGGUAGAAGGUUGAUGCGUCACGAUCGAUAUGACCGGCUACUCCAGUUAGGAUUCGCCAAAGAUGAUUUAACCUCGCGUGGAAUUCUCCGUAUCAAUCCGGCAUUCAGAAUUGCCGCUAUGGCUGAACCACAUCAGAAAACUGGUACGAACUGGAUUACUUCAGAGACGCUGAACUUGUUCCUUUUCCACGAAAUACGUGGAUUGAGCAAAGAUGAAGAAUUAUCGGUGAUUGAUUCACUUUAUGGGCCACUGGAUAGCACAAUGCACCAAAUUCUCCUAGUAGCUCAUUACUUGCGAGAUUCGCAAGACAGUACGAUGCAAAAUUUGGCUAGUAACCUCUCCACUAGACAGCUACUGCGAAUCGCUCGCCGAUUACACGAAUAUGGCGAGCUGCUUUCCGACCGUUCCGCGCACAGUAUCCUUCACAACACAUUCCUUACUAAGUUUAUGCCAAACCUUCCGAGAAGCGUGCUGGAAAACGCUCUUCGCAAAUGUAAAAUCGAGCCGACGCAAAAAGGUCGCGAUGAAAACAUUACUAUCUCCACAGACGGUGGCGUUCUGAGAAUCGGAAACACAAAAGUACCAAUUUAUCAAACCGAAGCCGUUAGCAAGGUGCCGGAUAUUGUGUUCUACAAUGUUCCACAGCACGUGAAACUAAUGGAACGACUUUUGCAAGAUUUCACGCUUGGUGAACACCUGCUCUUAGUCGGUAAUCAGGGAGUUGGAAAGAACAAAAUCGCCGACCGUCUGCUGCAGUUGAUGAAUCGGCCCCGUGAAUAUAUUCAACUGCAUCGUGACACAACUGUACAAUCGCUAACGCUGCAGGCCAGUAUACGAGAUCGAAUAAUCAUCUACGAAGAUUCACCACUGGUGAAGGCUGUCAAAAAUGGACACGUGUUGGUAGUUGAUGAAGCGGACAAAGCUCCCAUCCAUGUGACCUGCAUCCUCAAAACUCUGGUCGAGAACGGAGAAAUGAUGCUGUCCGAUGGACGGAAAAUUUGCCCUCCCGCCAGGGGAACCCCCACUGAGAACGAUAAACUGAUAUACACUCACCCGGGCUUCCGAAUGAUUGUUCUGGCGAACCGACCUGGGUUUCCCUUUCUGGGAAAUGAUUUCUUUGCCUCGUUAGGAGAUCUGUUCUCCUGCCAUGCAGUAGAUAAUCCAUCACCCAGUUCGGAGAUUUACCUGUUGAAACAGUACGGACCAGAUGUUCCGGAUAAAACCAUCCGCCAAUUGGUGGAUGCUUUUUCGGAGUUGCGAGAUAUGGCUGACAGCGGCAUUUUGAACUACCCGUAUUCUACUCGGGAGGUGGUGAAUAUUGUGAAGCACCUGCAAAAAUUUCCACGCGAUGAUAUGGCUGAACUGGUAGGAAACGUACUGGACUAUGACCGGUAUACUCCUGAAACCCUAGAUCAGGUUACCAACGUGUUAUUGAAGCACGGCCUCGAAAUCGGGCCCUAUGCGCAAAAUGAGCUAGCGGUAUUACGACGUCAGCGAGAGAUUCAGAUGACGAUCAAAAGCAAUAGUGGGAAAGAUGUGUCCGCUCCGAAGCACGGCAAGGUUGACCCGAACAAUGAUCCUCAUGUAGGUGGUAACACUUGGGCUGGCGGUACCGGAGGCCGAGAUACGGCUGGGUUGGGAGGAAAAGGAGGACCCUACCGGUUGGAUGCUGGCCACAAGGUUCAUCAACUGUCAGAUGCCGAAAAGGACGAUAUUCCGGAGCAUGUUAAACUCGCAGCGCGGGAAAUGAACCGCAAAGCAUUCGAGCAGAAGCUGAAGGAAAUUCAUAUGAGUCAGUAUGACCAUAAGGUUUAUAUGGAAUUUGCUGGACCGGUUAAGAAGCAGGUGCAACAACUGAGGGUAAUUCUACAGGCGCUGCAGGCAAAGAGUAAGGAACGCCAAUGGCAAAAGCAUCAAACGUCCGGUGAAAUGGACGAUACAAAAUUGGUUGAAGGAAUCACAGGGGAAAAAAGCAUCUACAAAAAGAGGGUUGAACAGGACCCGGAACCUGGGCAACCUCAGGAGAAGCCUAAACGUCUCAAGCUAGUAGUGGAUGUUUCAGGUUCGAUGUAUCGCUUCAACGGUUAUGAUGGUCGUCUUGACCGACAGCUAGAAGCGGUAGUAAUGGUAAUGGAGGCUUUCGAUGGAUUCGAAACAAAAAUCAAGUACGAUAUCGUGGGUCACAGUGGAGAGGCUGUAGAGAUUCCUUUCAUCAACGUGAGCAAUCCUCCAAAGGAUGAUAAACGACGGUUGGAUACGAUCAAGAUGAUGCACGCUCAUUCACAGUACUGCUGGAGCGGAGAUCAUACUCUGGCAGCUACUAAAAAUGCGGUAGACUCUAUGGCGAAAGAGGAUUGCGAUGAGGCGAUCGUUGUGGUUUUGAGCGACGCCAACCUAUCGCGGUACGGAAUUUCACCGAAAAAUUUGAACGAUGUACUACAGAAGCAGUCGCCCAAGGUACAAGGGUACGUGAUCUUUAUUGGAAGUUUGGGAGAUGAAGCACAGCUAAUUGCCAAUAACAUGACGGCCGGUAAGAGCUUUGUUUGCAUGAAUCUUGAGCAACUACCGCAAAUUUUGAAGCAGAUCUUCGCCGCCUCAGUGUUGCAGUGACGUGCUGGUUGGAGAAUACUGGUUAUAGACGGGUGUUCUGUUACAGGGAAUAAGGAUUAUGCUUUUUAGAACGUAGCUGUAAGAAUUAGCAACAAAUUGGAAAUACUGUUAAAUAUUUAAUUCCAAGAAAGAAAAAUAUAGAUAUUGCUGAAAUA